Molecule: messenger RNA, 861 nt
Organism: Vidua chalybeata
Lineage: Eukaryota; Metazoa; Chordata; Aves; Passeriformes; Viduidae
Gene: SYCE2
Product: synaptonemal complex central element protein 2
Exons: 3
Coding region: 98-700 (200 amino acids)
Biological process (GO): synaptonemal complex assembly
Cellular component (GO): central element
Source: RefSeq, a predicted model, not a curated record
UGGGCGGCAGCGGGGCCCGCCCAGCGGGGCUCCGUGAGGACGGUGUGGUGAGGGGCGGCCGAGGGUCCCAGCCCCCCGCCCCCCUCCCGGGGCCGGGAUGUCGCGGGAGGAGCCUGAGGGUCCCGAGCCGGAGGCGGCGGCGGGCGGGAGCCCCUUCCCGGCCGAACUGGGUGGGGACGAGCCCCGCGGCGAGGAGCCGGACAGGCCGUGCGCGGAGCCAGCGCUGGGUCCCCGCUCCUCCCUGUACUUCGCCUCGCUGGACGCCGCCGUGGAGGGGCUGCAGCAGCGGGUGCACGACGUCCUCGGCCGCCUCAACGGCGGCCGCGAGGAAGCGCACACGGAGCUGAGCGGCGUCAGGGACAGCCUGCUGCUGAAGGUAGGCCCGGAGGGGUCCCCUCCCUUCCCCCCACCCCCGGGGCACGGGCAAUCGCGUUAUUCCGCCCGGUUUGGCGGCAGAACCGAGGCAGAGCCCCGGCGUGGAGGCAGCUGCGGAGCCCGGCCGGGGGGAGCCCCCCGAGCCCCGGCGGGGGCGGCCGCAGCUGCCUCCGGCCCCGCUUCCAGCGGCCCCCGAUGUCCCCCCUUGUCCCCACGCUGCCCUCGCUCCGGACUCCGCUCCUGCCCGGGGGGGACCGGCCGGGGGGGGCGUCCCCAGGCCCCCGCGCAGAUGGCGGCCCGGCCUGGCAGCUGCGGCCCGCACUGACCCGGCUCUCGGUGGCCACCUCGACCGGCGCCGCGGCUACCGGGGCGCAGCUGGCGGCGGCCGGGCCAGGCCGGGAGCGGUGCCAGCGCGGGCGGGCGCAGCUGCCCCCCGGCCCCGGGGACGGUGGCCGUGCCAGCGCCGGGACGAGCCGUAGCCCCGCU